Rosa rugosa (rugosa rose) is the source of this 985-nucleotide messenger RNA. RefSeq names its product CASP-like protein 2A1. The coding region runs from base 146 to 751 and encodes 201 amino acids. The record is from RefSeq and is a predicted model, not a curated record. NCBI's taxonomy places the organism in Eukaryota, Viridiplantae, Streptophyta, Magnoliopsida, Rosales, Rosaceae. The transcript is spliced from 3 exons.
CUGUAAUUAAAGGUCGAUGGCUCCAUUAAAUAGACCCAGAAGGAGCAGUAGAUGAGGAGGAGGACCUUGAAAGCUCUAGCUCUUCAUCAUCCUAAUAUUUGAGUUCUAAAAACCUAAACCCAAGAAGGCCAACAACACCAGGAUCAUGUCAACGGUGAUAGAGAAGUCUGCAGCGGAGGUUGCACCGGGACACGAGUUAGAAGGGAUGAGUAGCAACGGCAACGGCAGCAGCUUGAGAACCGCGGAGACGCUGCUGCGACUGCUGCCGAUUGCUCCUUGUGUGGCGGCUCUGCUCGUCAUGCUUCACGAUUCCCAGGACAAUGAGUUCGGAUCCGUUUCCUACUCUCAUAUUGGAGCUUUCAGGUUUUUGGUGCAUGCCAAUGGCAUAUGUGCUGGUUAUUCCCUUCUAUCGGCUAUCAUAUCAGCCAAGUCUCGUCCCCCCACCAAGUCUCUAGCCUGGACUUUCUUCUUCAUAGAUCAAUUGCUUACGUACAUAAUUCUGGGAGCUGGAGCUGUGUUAACGGAGGUUCUGUACUUGGCUUAUAAAGGAGAUUCAACUAUAACGUGGAGUCCGGCUUGUGGGAGUUAUGGUGGAUUCUGUCACAAAGCCACAACUUCUGUGGUCAUUACAUUUCUGGUGGUGGCUUGCUUUGUUCUCAUUUCACUUAUUUCCUCCUACAAACUCUUCAGCAAGUUUGAUGCUCCUGCCAUCAACUCCAUUAAGGGUAUUCGAACUGCCACCUUCGGUUGAUGAUGAUGAUGAUGAUAAUCUGCUUCCACGGUUGACAAGUUUAUCUCUAGUUACUUUUUCCUCGGAUUAUUACUGCCAGUUAUUACUUGCAUUGAAUAAAAAAUAGAUGUUUGUGUGCUUGUGUAAUUUUGGCCUUUGGUGAUUAUAAUGUGUUUCUGGUACUGUAUCUGCUAGCUUCUCGUAAUUCCUAACAGUAUUAGAAAGAAACUAAUAAAUAUUUUAUUGCUAAUUAAA